Messenger RNA from Schistosoma mattheei, 1995 nucleotides. The record is from the annotation of a GenBank genome assembly. NCBI's taxonomy places the organism in Eukaryota, Metazoa, Platyhelminthes, Trematoda, Strigeidida, Schistosomatidae.
AUGCUGCUAAAUCUUAUUAGUCAUAAAUUUCCUAGAUUUUAUUCUUUGGACAAAAUUUCUGCCUUCAAAGAACUUAAAAUGAGGAAACAUUCACAUGUAUAUGAUUCACAAAACUCCAAAGAAUUUCAACACAGUGUAUCUGUUAAUUCUUCGAAAUCUGACUCAUCUGCACCAAUAUUUCAUGAAUGUUUUUCUUCAGUUGAACAGCUGUCUGGACCUGUAUCUAAACUGAACGAAAUAAUUCAGGACCUUAUUGACUAUAAAAACGAUGCUGAAUUUGCGGUUAUGACUGCUUCAGAUUUGGCUAAACGUCUCUACUCUAACAUAUCUGCCGAUGAAGCAUUUCAAGUUGUAUCAUAUAUCCAUAAAUUUGCACGUUAUCAAGCUGCGCGUUGUGGAUUGGUGAAUUGUUCUGAGCUUGUUCGAGCUAUUAUUCACAUUCUUCAAACAACUAAAAAUGUUGACCUACAAUUUGAAGCUGCAUUGACACUCCAAUUGUUAACUAAAGCUUUAACUGGUGCUAAAUUAGCCUGUGAAGAGAUUGGUAUUCCACAAUUAGUUGAAAUGUUAAGGCAUCCAUCCGAAGUGAUGUAUACAACUGCUCUUUAUGUAUUAAAUCAAUUAUUAUGGCAUUUACCAAAUUAUUCACGUCCAGAAUUUCGACAUUGUAAUGGUCAACUAAAUCUUAUUUAUUUACUUGAAGCAAAUCGUUUGAAUGAUUCAAAUUGGUUAUUAAUUUGUUUAGAUACAUUACGUAUGGCAAUUUAUGAAAGUAGUGAAACAAAGCUUUCUAUUACAUCAACUAAUAUCUAUCAAAUUAUUGUACAUCUUUUGAGAACAUAUCCAACUAAUAUGAAAAUAGCUUAUAAUAUAGCAAGAUUAAUCAAAGUUUUAAGUGUAUGCAAUGAAAAUAAACUAAAAUUAGUUGAAGCUGGCACUGUAGAAGCAUUAACUCCAUUAUUAAAUUGUACUAAUGAAAUAUUACAAUUAGAAACAUUAUGGGGAUUACGUAAUAUUAGUGAUCAAGCUUAUCAUUUAUUGGCUACAAAAAAUCUUAUCCCAAUAUUGAUUAAUUUAUUAGCUAGUAAAAAUGAACAUAUCUCUAUAUGUUCCGCUGGUUGUUUAUGUAAUUUAACUUGUCAAAAUGUACAAAAUAAAAGUUUACUUGUUGAAAAAGGUGGUGUAAAAGUGCUCUGUAGACUUUUAUGUUUAAAUUCAGAUCGUCAAGAGAUUGCAGAACCAAUUUGUUCAGCUUUAAGGCAUGUAACUCAUCGAAAUCCUCAUUCUAAUUCAGCAAUUUAUGAGGUUCGUACCAGUGACACUUUGUCAACUAUUGCUUCCUUAUUCCUGAAAUAUCAAUUUGUAUCCGCCUUACCUUUAUUGAAAUCUGUUGUUGGUCUUAUUCGAAAUUUAUCUACUGUGGAAGUGACACGUCAUGAACUUAAAGAUUUAAAUGUACCAGGAAUGGUAGCAAAUAUUUUCUUACAAACAUUUAAUUCAUUGAAUAAAACCAAUAGACAACAAUAUCAUGGUAUCACUGGAGAAGAAUCGAAUAAUUAUUUAGAAGGUGUAAAUCUUGAAGAUAUGCUAGAAUUAACAUUGGCCGCAUUACAGAUUAUGGCUAAAGAUCAAUCUAUUCAAGAAGAAUUUAUUCAUACAGCAGGUUUAGUUUCAUCUGUUGUACAAUUAGUAUAUUCUCCAUCUGUAUGUUUACAACGUGCUUCAACUGCUUUCUUAAGUCAGUUGUCAACAUCUCGUUCUGGAUGUCAAGCAAUUGAAAAUGAAGGAGCUUGUCCACGAUUUACUGAACUAAUUCAGUCGAAUAAUGAAUAUAUUGCUGCAUAUACUGCAGCAAUCUUACAUCGUAUUGCUCAAGAUAAACCUGAAGCUUAUAGACGUCGAUUAUCAUUGGAAUUACGUCAAUCACUUUUUGAUGGUGGACUACUCAAUGAUCCAAAUGAAAUAGAUCCAUAUAAGUCAAGUCCAUCAAACUGA